Messenger RNA from Cloeon dipterum, 8308 nucleotides. RefSeq names its product homeobox protein, cut (gene cut). NCBI's taxonomy places the organism in Eukaryota, Metazoa, Arthropoda, Insecta, Ephemeroptera, Baetidae. Gene Ontology annotation, molecular function: DNA-binding transcription factor activity, RNA polymerase II-specific; RNA polymerase II transcription regulatory region sequence-specific DNA binding. Gene Ontology annotation, cellular component: nucleus. The transcript has 13 exons. Bases 739 to 5586 code for a protein of 1615 amino acids. Gene Ontology annotation, biological process: regulation of transcription by RNA polymerase II. The record is from RefSeq and is a predicted model, not a curated record.
CAGCCAGCGGAGCCAGCGAGCAAGGGCGAGCCUGCGCCUUCCGUGAGACAUAACAUUACACACUAUCCAGCGGCAGAUAAACCCCUUCCUUCACUCUUUCUUACCCCUCAUUUCUGGUGUGCGCGCGGCCCGAAUACCGCCACCGCCGCGCGCGAUAAACUCACUAUCCCCGGCGUGUAUUGUAUCAAAAGAGAGGCAGCAGAGCAGCAGCGGCGGCAGCAUCCCCCGAUAUCUUGGCCUCCCCGCCACCGGUGAGUGCGAUCCACCCCUGCUGCUACCCCCAAAGCCAGCCGCGCACGGGCCUUAGUACGCGACUCAUCCGCCUGGUGUCAGUCGGCUGCAGCAGCCAUCCACCUUGGGCCGAGUAAGAUCGCUCUCGGAGUGGGGAGCCGAGACUGCCUCGAUCGCCUUUACUUACGAAAAUUCCCCCCUCGCACCGCGCUCACACACACACACAACCCAUGCUGUUCUUGCUGCGUUAGUUGGAGUUUCAGCCUUGAGUGAUAAGGUUGGCGGAGCGGCGCCGCAGCGCAGACACCGAGACGCACGUCCGAGUCGGACGCCACCUUCGCCGCCCAUGCCACCUGUGAUCUCGAGUGAAUUUCAGUUCGACUCAAGUGACCAAUAAGUUGAAACUGCCGACCAGUUCUGUGACUUUCGCCACGUUUGAUGCUGUCCUGUAAUGGCCUGACCAGCCCCCCGUCCUGACAGGGUUGACGCAGCAGUUGGGACGCGCGGAUGAGCGCCACUUUUCCGCCCCCGAGUCUGGAGUCGCAGGCGAGCAAGAUUGAGAACCUGGUCAACGAGUUGACAACAUCUCGGAGUGUUGUGAACAACAACCAAAGCAUGGACAUACAAGCUAUGCAAUCGAUGGACUGGCUCUUUAAGAAAGAACGAAUUUACCUUCUCGCGCAGUUUUGGCAGCAGAGAGCAACGCUUGCCGAGAAGGAAGUAUCCGCCCUGAAGGAGCAGUUGGCCGGCCAGGGUGCAGACAACAAUAACAAAACCCCUUCGUCGUCCACACCGUCGUCGUCCAGCAUGCCCUCCAAGCAGUCGAGCAACGAGGCCAACUCCGAGAACCACCCUGGUCAGGGGGAGUCCGGAGCUCGGCCCGGAUUCGAACAGGAAAUUGCAGCCAAAGAAAAAGAGAUCUCACAGUUGAGUGAAGACAUUCAAAGGUUACAGACGGCGCUCGGAAGGGCCCAGGACAGUACGGCGGCGCAGGUGGCCCGCCUCGAGGAGCAGUUGGAACAGAGGUCGCAGCGCAUCGCAAGGCUCGAAGCGCGCCUCGACGCACAGAAGGACUAUGAUGAUCUCAAGAGGGAACUCAGCAUUCUCCGAGCGCUGGAUCUGCCGGCGAUCGCGGCUGCAACGGCCGCAGCCUCUGAGAGCGGAGGUGCCGCCUCCUUGGGCACGCCGUCCGUCAAGGCCCUCGAGAUGCUGAACGAGGCGGCCUCUGCUCUGGCCACCAGGACCACCGCCACUCCCCAGCCGUCAGUCACUGAGGAGCGAACACAAACAGGUGGUGGCUCAACAACACCCUCAACACCAUCCGUGGCAGCCGCGGCGGCCUCACUGUUUCCUCCCGGCCUGCAAACGGUUGAAACCUUUGGAUCUUUUCUCGGCGAGGAGAUUGUGGCCAACUGGCGCCGCUCCCUCGAACGCACCAUUCUAAGUCAGAACGCGGCGAGCAGCCUGCCCGCCUCGCAAACGCAGUCUCAGUCGCAACAGCAGCAGCAACCGCAGGAGGCCGAGCGGUCGCCGUUGAACGAGCAGAGGCCGUCACCACCCUCUACGCCCGAGGCGGAGUCCAUCAAGGGCCCACGGGCCUCUUGCUCGCCCCCGCCAGCGCCCUCCACGCCUUCGAUGCAGCAAAUGCUGCAGCAGCACCAGGCGGCCCUGCAGCAGCACAUGCUGAUGAAUGGGGCGCCCAAGUCCCCGUCAGUCGACCACUCGCAGGGCAGCGGCAUGAAUAGUCCUAACGGCCCCCCUGGUCUUCUGAACCCACCCACCUCAGUGGCGGGCGCCAUAAUGCCCUCGGAGCCCCCCAAGUCGAGUCCUUUCCGUUUUGACGAGCGAGGCCCAUUCCGCUUCGAUGACAGACUCGGCCUGGGGGAGUCCCUCAUCCCCAAGGGCGACCCCAUGGAGGCACGUCUGCAGGAGAUGCUGCGCUACAACAUGGACCAGUACGCUAACCAAAAUUUGGACACGAUGCACAUCGCGAGACGCGUCCGCGAGCUGCUCUCCAUCCACAAUAUCGGCCAGCGGCUGUUUGCAAAAUACGUGCUCGGACUGUCGCAAGGCACCGUCAGUGAGCUGCUGUCCAAGCCAAAGCCCUGGGACAAGCUGACAGAGAAGGGCCGCGACUCAUACAGGAAAAUGCACGCGUGGGCGUGCGACGAGGGAGCUGUCAUGCUGCUCAAGUCGCUCAUACCCAAGAAAGGGGAAAUCUCACGUAAGCAAUGGCUUACAGGCAAGGAAGGCGCGCCAAAUCUUCCCCCGUUCGGCGGCCGACCCGAUGAACAGAUAGCCGAGGAACGGAUCGCGCACAUUCUCAGCGAGGCCAGCCAGGCCAUGAAGGGUCCCCUCGCAGGGGCCCCGCCCGGGGUGCAGGCCAACCUGGCGGCGGCCGUCGCCGCAGCGGCCGCGGCCGCUCAGCAAGAGGAUGCGCGCAGCACUGAUAGUCGCUCACCUGCUUCGGCACAGGAAAAGGUUGCCAGGAUCUACCAAGAAGAGCUGGCUAAACUGAUGGGCCGCAGACUUGAGGACUCUCUGAGAGCAGCUCAAGGCGGCGCCGGACAGGGUGGACCCGGACAGCAUUUCCCUAGUCUGCUGUUUCCUCAUUUCUUUGGUCCGGCCGGCCCUGCUGGUGGCAUGGAUCGCACUCACGAUGAAAUCCGCAUGGCUCUGGACGCGUAUCACCGCGAGCUGGCCAAGUUGAACCACAACGCCCUUCAGGGCGGAAAUAUCCCUCCUGGCCUGCUCGGCCUCCACCCCCAAAUGCCGAUGCUGAACGGCGGCGGCGCAGGUGUUGGCGGAGGCGUGCAAGACCUCUCGCUGCCCAAAGAACGCCCUUCCAGCGCCAGAGACAUGAAGCACUCACCUCACCACUCGAGCAGCAGCAGCCACAACGGUCCGCUGUCUGAUGUCGACGACAAGGGCUCAGUCAGUAAGGAGUUGACGGCGGCCACUGAAGCGGCCGUGGCUGACGCGCUGAGGCACGCCGGCAGCGCCUUCUCCCUUGUCAGACCAAAGACAGAGCCGAGCAGCCAAGCCAGCAGUGGUUCUUCCACAGCCCCCAGUCCACUGAAUUCCAUCUUGCCACCCACAGGCCCUGAGGACUUCGCCACGUCCUCGGCUAGUCCCCUGCAGCGGAUGGCCUCAAUCACCAACUCGCUCAUCUCGACGCCCAAUACGCCGUCCCACCACUCGCCGGCCCAGCGACCCCUGAAGGCCGUACUGCCGCCCAUCACGCAGCAGCAGUUCGACCAGUUCAACAACCUCAACACCGAAGACAUUGUCAAGAAGGUACGUUUGUUGGUGAAGGAGCAACUUAGUCAAUACUCCAUCAGUCAGCGCCUGUUUGGCGAAUCAGUCCUCGGACUAUCUCAGGGUUCUGUGUCGGACCUUCUGGCGCGGCCCAAGCCGUGGCAUAUGCUCACACAAAAGGGACGCGAGCCGUUCAUCCGUAUGAAAAUGUUCUUGGAAGAUGAGAAUGCUGUGCACAAGCUGGUCGCGUCGCAAUACAAAAUCGCCCCAGAAAAACUCAUGAGGACUGGCGGCUACGGCUCCAUCAACCCACCUGGAUUCGAACCAAUGAACUUUGGAAUCCACAGAGACAGAGAUCACUUCCAUCCCAAGGCCAGCAUGAAAUCACCUGCAUCAAAAACGCCAAAGUUGCCCGAGCAGAUGGCGAAAGCGAUGGAGUCAGCCGCUGCCGCCCUGGGAAACCCAAUGGCCCUGUUGCCCAGCCUGGCGCCACCCUCCGCACAGUCCACUCCAACCUCCACCCCCUCUCUGCCGCCCCCAAUGCAGACGCCGCCCACGCCGUCUCCCGGCCUUCUCAGGCACCCUGGUAGCCCCCCGAUGACCCCCGACUCGCCCAGUUCGGCCGCCUCGUUGCUCAAGAAGCACUCGCCAGCUGGUAACAUGCCGAGGGCGAUGGCCGCUGCUGCCGCGGCAAUGCAGCAACCCAGUGUGUACGAGAUGGCCGCCCUCACGCAGGACCUGGACACGCAGUUGAUUACCACCAGGAUUAAGGAGGCGCUGCUUGCAAAUAAUAUUGGACAAAAGAUUUUCGGCGAAGUAGUGCUCGGCCUGUCGCAGGGCUCGGUAAGCGAGCUGCUGUCCAAACCGAAGCCAUGGCACAUGCUGAGCAUCAAGGGCCGCGAGCCUUUCAUCCGCAUGCAGUUAUGGCUGACCGACCCGAACAACGUGGAGCGGCUGCAGCAGAUGAAGAGCGAGCGGCGCGAGGCCAACAAGCGGCGCCGCACCACCACAGGCAACAAUGGCCCUGCCGACAACAGCAGUGACACGUCGUCCAACGACACGGCAGACUUUUACCACAUGAACGAUGGCAGCCCUGGGCCGCCGUCGGCCAAGAAACAGCGCGUGCUCUUCUCCGAGGAGCAGAAGGAGGCGCUACGGCUGGCGUUCGCGCUCGACCCCUACCCCAACAUGGCCACCAUCGAGUUCCUCGCGUCUGAGCUGAACCUGGCGGCACGCACCAUCACCAACUGGUUCCACAAUCACCGCAUGCGCUUGAAGCAGACCAUCCCGCACAACAACAACGACGCGUCGCCGCCCAAUGCGCUCUCAAGCAACUCGUCGAGCAGCUUUGACCCGGGCCACUUCCGCCUGCUGCUCACACAGCGCCUGGCCGAGAUCCACAAGGAGCGGGGUGGCGGCGCCAUGCCGCCCUUCCCCUUCUUCAACCCGUCAGUGGCGGCCAUGGUGAGCCCAGCGGCCGCCUCCAUUCCGCAAAUCCCACCGCUGGCGCCGCCGCACCUCAUGAUGGCCGCGGCCAUGCGUGAGCAGCUGUCCUGCCUCGACCUGAGCAUGACCUCGCUGAAGAAGGACUCUGACGAUGAUGAGUCUGGCGACGAUUCGGACAUGGAUUCUAACGACGACUUCCGCAAGACCGAGCAGCCGGCGGCACCCGCGGCGGCGCCAGCCCGCUCCUCGAGACGGAAGCCGGCAGCUCCACAGUGGGUUAACCCCGAGUGGCAGGCGGACGAGAAGGAAAAAGACGAGACGAAGGACUCGCCGCCAGCCAUCAUCAACGGCGUCUGCGUGAUGCAGGGCAACAACUUUGACUCGCUGCGGCGGAGGAGCGAGGACGUGGACGAUGAGACCGUCCGCGUGGAGCCCACAGCCGCCGGACAGGCGGACAAGGGCGCCGCGCUCGCCGACAAGGAUGACGACGAGCCCGCCGAGCAGACCAAACUCGAGCUGAACGUAACGAGCGCAGAGCAAGCCCGCCAGUCAGACGAUGACGAGGACUGGGAGCAGAAAAUCGAGCAGGACAAGCAGCGCAGCGCUAAGGUGGACAACGGCGGCGCCGCGAGCGACGACUGGGACUUCUAAGCUCAACUCGUGAUGCGAAUGAAUUUUACUUAAGACACGCAAAACGUGCAAUCAGCAACGAAUCGAACUGAUAUGUAUAAACAAAGUGCAUGGUCGUUGUUUUACCUAAACGCAGUGUCUCGUCGCGAUUUAAAAGCAAAAGUCCCUUUUUCUACCUAAAGAGCCAGUAUCACUAUCGAGAGAGGUGAAUUUUGAAGCGGAAGAAGCAGAAAAGUGUUCUCUCUUAGUAUUCUUAAAGAUCGCGUGCGCGUAAUCUCAUCUUCCCUCUCAUGAUGAUUUUUCCCAGAAACGCAUAUUACAACAUAUAAAUUAAAUGACGUAUUCACUAAGUUUUAAGAUUUAAUAGUCCAAGACUGUUUGUAUAGCGUAAAUUAUAAAUUUUGAUUCAAUUACUUAAUCGGGGAGUGACUUGCAAAGCUGAGUUGAUUACAUUAGGGAUGUGAUAGAUUUUUAAUAAGUUCGGCAGCCCAUUUUAGUUAUCUUUUAUUAAAAUUUUUUUAAAACUAGCUAGUGCACUCAGCGAGCUGCCGACGCCGCGCACACGCACCGGCUACGAACAGCCGACAGCACACAUAAACAAAUACACAUGUACACUAUACUUUUUCAUUCUAUACUGGAUAAUUAUCGAGUUUUUGAGUUUACCCAAUACCUGUUGUUAUUGAAUCGUCAGUGUAUCAUUGUAAAUAUGUGAUAUAUCAUACCAAUUUUAAUUGAUUAUAAUUAUUAUUUAACUAUUGCGAUCUAUGAAUUAGUUGGUAAUCUCACUAUCAGUUGAUUGAAACGCGUUUUCCAAGCUGCUAGUGACUCUCACCCUUGCUGAUGAUUAAAUACUGUUUUUACUAUUCGUAACGAGUUUUCACAAGAGCAUUUUGCUUCUAGUCUCUCGGCCUUUGAUUCGAUUUGAUGCAUUUCUGUAUAAUUUUUAUAUUAACUUUUUUGUUUAUUAUCGUAUUUUAUACGCGCCUCCUAGCCAGGAGAAACAUAAGAAUAGUCUUUCAGUUUUAAUUUUUCCAACUCAACGAACGAUUUUUUACAUAGAGUUCACGCACGAGUCACGCCAAAGGCAGUCACUUAUUGAGGUUAAAAAAUAGUGAUACCACUCGUAAUUUUUAAGUUCCCUCUCUCCUUUUUUCGGGAAAAACCAACUGAUUUUUCUAUUCGAGAAUUAGGAACGGAGUUCUUUGAAUCAAAGAGCUUCCAAAAAGGCGCAUUGUCUACUUAAGCAAAUGGCCUGCCUUUUGUAAAAGGAACCCUGCCCGCAAUCUGUAGAACGUAAUUUUCACAUACGCAAACAGACGCAGACACUUGAAAACACAAACUCGAAAGAAGUCAGCAUUAUAUACAUUUAGUAGCUGUUUAAAUUAUUGAAUUCGGUGUGAGGGUGAAUGCGGAUCGAGUCUUUUUAUCCAAAUUUGUUGACGAGCGCGAAUUUGAAUGUCAUACACACACACACAUCACUCCUUCUCACUCGUGUAAUGUGUACAACCGCAGUGAUAGCUAAUUAAAACGAAAAAUACAAAAAAUAUGGAUUAUUCUUGCACACACGUACGCGAACGCACCGCCGGACAAGACGGAAUUCUCACGGACGAUUUCAACUCGCGAGCAUUCAUCGGUCCGACCGACAUUAUUGAAUGAACCUACUCACACAAAGACAGGACGAAAACUGCCCCACGCGCACCCCCUGCCCCCCGUAAAAUGGUAAGAGACCACUCUUGCCCGAAAUGUGGAUGUUCAUUAAGGAUACACACACGCGCAGACACGAUAAUUUAAUUGCUUACGCGUAUAAAUAUAAUUGUGAUUGUUUGUCCCUUGUUGAAUUUGUAAAGAAUACGCAUUAAGAAGCGAGCACUGUGAAGAAAACAAAGCGUGAAAACGAUUGAUUCUCUUUCUAUAUUAUUAAAAUAAUUGUGAGCAGACGAGAGCUAAACAUGUUGAUUGAUUUUUUUGUUGAACUUUAAGCGUAAGGAUUAUGAUGAAAGCAAACUCGUUUUCUCUCUGCAUUUCUGAAUAGGAAGCAAAAAAUGAAGAAUCACACACACGCGCGAUUACUUGCGUUAAAAAAGUGAAAUACUGGAGCCAGUUACCGAAGAGCGUAGUGAAGUAAGAAUUGUAUUAAUUAUAUAAUGACAAAAGGAGAUAUCAAUAUUUAUUACUUAAGUGAGAAAAUGUGUACAUAAGAUAACAAUUCAAAAAUAAUCAUAUCAUUACCGCAAACAACAUUUUUAAUGAUGGUGACAAAAUAUUUGAGCAAAAUUACACUCACUCACGGGGACGAGAGUUAUUUGUUCUCCUCUCCGGCGCAGAGACAAGAGCAACAUGUUACGAAAAAUAGUUACAAAAUAUCUCCGCAAAAAUGGUGUAAUAUGAAAUCCAGCGAUUGUUUGUUACUUUUGCUGAUUCGUUUUGUUUGUGCAAAAAUUGGGGGUCGUGGAAUCUCACGAUUCACGGUUUUCUUUUUUAUUAUUGAUUUUUGGACAAAAACACACUCGCGAAAAAUGAUGUAAAACACAAUGAAAGAAGAUCUCAGAGGGAAUUAAAAAUGUUGACUGAUAAAAUAAUAUGUUGCAUCAAAGAAGAAUUAUGUGAAUUGAAAGCACACACGACGUACACGCUCUAGAUGAAAAAUGUCCCUCUAACCUUAUUAUAUAAAAUACAUUUCUUCCUCUUGUAAUUAUCAAAUGGUAACAAAAUCACCAAUAAAUCUUGAUUCUUAAUAAUAAAA